This is a messenger RNA of Planococcus citri (citrus mealybug), 1851 nucleotides long. RefSeq names its product Cyclin-dependent kinase 9 (gene Cdk9). Gene Ontology annotation, cellular component: cyclin/CDK positive transcription elongation factor complex; nucleus. The coding region runs from base 263 to 1465 and encodes 400 amino acids. Gene Ontology annotation, molecular function: RNA polymerase II CTD heptapeptide repeat kinase activity; cyclin binding; ATP binding. Lineage: Eukaryota; Metazoa; Arthropoda; Insecta; Hemiptera; Pseudococcidae. The transcript is spliced from 7 exons. Gene Ontology annotation, biological process: positive regulation of transcription elongation by RNA polymerase II; protein phosphorylation. The record is from RefSeq and is a predicted model, not a curated record.
AUGGGAGAAUUUGAUAAGAACAUGAAAUCUUAAGAAGAAAUAAGAAGUGACUUCUUUUAAAUAAUUUUAUAUUUCAUCAUUCUUCGAGUUUUAAUUUAAUUAAUCAUGUCAUUGUUAUUAUGUAAACGAAGCUAAGAACUUCACUCUCUUGAUAUUUGAGUCAUGCUAUAAUCGAGAAAAUCCGCUUGUGAUUUGAUCCAUGGUCAAUUCAUUUUUCGAAUCAAUAAUUCAGUGAGAUUUCGUAAACAUUAGAAUUGUGAAAAUGCAAUCGUCAUUGAGUAAAUCCAGCACGUCCUCCAACACUAAUAAUGUUUCUACUAGCUAUAUGAACAAAAGUGAAAAAGAAAAAUACAUCGAAGAAUUCAAUUUUCCGUUUUGUGACGAAGCUUCGAAAUAUGAACGAGUAUCAAAAAUUGGACAGGGAACCUUCGGGGAGGUAUUCAAAGCGAGAGAAAGAAAGCAACCGAAGAAAUACGUUGCUAUGAAAAAAGUCUUAAUGGAUAACGAGAAAGAAGGAUUCCCUAUCACUGCGUUACGAGAAAUUAGAAUUCUUCAGUUGCUGAAACACGACAACGUUGUGAAUUUAAUAGAAAUUUGUCGAACCAAAGCUUGCAACGUGAAUAAAUUCAAGUCAACGUUCUUCUUGGUUUUCGAUUUCUGCGAACAUGAUUUGGCUGGUUUGCUUGCUAAUAUGAACGUUAAAUUCAGUCUUGGAGAGAUCAAAAAAGUUAUGCAACAAUUAUUAAACGGACUGUACUUCAUUCACAGUAACAAAAUUCUACAUCGAGACAUGAAAGCUGCCAACGUUUUAAUUACGAAGACCGGAAUAUUAAAAUUAGCUGAUUUUGGAUUGGCCAGAGCUUUCAAUUUAUCAAAAAAUGGCCUACCUAAUAGGUACACAAAUCGUGUUGUUACGUUAUGGUAUAGACCGCCUGAAUUAUUAUUGGGUGAUCGUAAUUACGGCCCUCCGGUUGAUUUAUGGGGCGCUGGUUGCAUAAUGGCGGAAAUGUGGACGAGAAGUCCAAUCUUGCAAGGACACUCGGAGCAAAAUCAAUUGACUAUUAUUUCGCAACUAUGUGGUUCCAUUUCACCAGAAGUUUGGCCUGGUGUUGAAAGUUUAGAAUUAUAUAACAAAAUGGAGUUACCCAAAAACCAUCGAAGAAAAGUUAAAGAACGUUUGAAACAUUACGCUAGAGAUGCGCAAGCUUGUGAUUUAUUAGACAAAUUACUCAUUUUGGAUCCGAGUAAACGAGCAGAUGCAGAUACUGCUCUGAAUCAUGACUUUUUCUGGACAGAUCCAUUACCGGCCGAUUUAUCGAAAAUGUUAGCUCAACACAACCAAAGUAUGUUUGAAUAUUUAGCCCCUCCUCGAAGACCGAAUCAGAUGCGAGCCCAUCAUAUGCAAGUUAAUUCUUCGGCUUCGAAAGCGUUAAUGGAUACCGGAUAUCAAGAUCGUGUAUUUUGAUCGUCUCCAUUUCAUCAAUAGUUCAACUUGAUUACGUUGAGUUUUAUUGAUGAAGAUUUGUUUUCCUUGUGGAACCUACCACUUGUCGUUAACUGAAAUCAUCGACAAAGUAGCCGUUUAUAUUGAAUUUUCAACGAAUGAUACCUUGUAUUUUGUAAAUUGUGCGACUAAAUAAUAAGUUUCCGAUUUGAAUGUGAUGCUGUUGAAAAAUCGGAUUGUUGGUUUACGUAUGUAUGUAUGUAUGUAUGCGCCUAACCUACGUGAAAACAAAAGAGUAGGUACUAUUAUUAUACUAUAUGUUCAAGAUAAGUCAUAUUUGUGACUCUUCUUCCUCCAUUUUCUGGUGUGGAGAUGAUUAACAUCAAAUAAAGUCGUUUUUUUUCAAA